Molecule: messenger RNA, 1728 nt
Organism: Pelagomonas calceolata
Lineage: Eukaryota; Pelagophyceae; Pelagomonadales; Pelagomonadaceae
Source: the annotation of a GenBank genome assembly
AUGGUGACCCAGGCCGAGCGCAUUGCGCGGCAGCGGAUUGACGCGUUGAAAAUACCAAGGCUCGACGGGAUGUCCGUCAGACGCGUGGACAAAAUUAACGACACGGAAGCGGCGUCGAUGACAGUCGCGCGCGCGGGACCGGGAUGGGACGAACUCCCACUCACCCCACUGAUGAACACGGCCCCCGUAACGAAGAACGGGAAACCAGCUUUGGUGUUCGGCGGCGGCGCGACGUGUGACAACGCCGUCGGGCGACAGAUCGAGCGCACGACAAAGGAAGUCUGGGAGGGCGAACCGCUGAUCGGAGCACGAAAAAAGGGGGGCCCGAAGCCGGUCGUCUGCAACGUAUGGCACCUGCAGGGCGGCGGCUUCGUGGCCCCCGCGCCCCGAAGGGGCUCUCCAGCGUUUCUCACCCACUGGCCGGAAGAUCGGCGGAGUAGAGAGUUUGUCAUUCACGUUCCCGAGUGGGCGGAACUGCCCAUAUCCUGGGUUGUGUAUGCGUUUUUCGGUCUGAUCGCGUGUGGUUUUCUAUGGUUAAUUUACAUGGUUUCCGAUAUAAACUCGAACUACCCUAAAGCGAUUCCACCAGUAGAUGUAAGACCGAACUUAUUUCAGACCGCCGAGGAAGCACAAAAGUCGAUGGCCGAGGAAGUUACGGCCCCCGAACACGUGCCUUUAUCUAGUUUUCAAGUCGGCGGCCUCUUGAUAUUCUUCUGCGCUGUUAUUCUCGAGUUCUGGGUGAGGGAAAAUUUUAACACCUCGCUCGAUGUAUUGGUCAGUGCAAUGGCCAGGUGCGCUCUCGCGAUGGUCCGGGCCGUCGCCGAGGGCGUCGCCGCGAUAGCAUGGCGCGUUAUCGAGCCGUUCAAGGCCGUGCUGUCCGCGCGCUGGAGGAGGGGCGCUGACGCCGCCGCGGUCGCCGCCGCCGACGCCGCCGCGGCCGAUCUACUAGCAGACGAGCCCGCGCCGCGCGACGACGCCCGCGCGGGGCUCCGCCGGCGGGCGCCGCGCGGCCGACGCCGCGAGCGCGCGCGCGGCGCGACGCCGUCCGCGAAGGAACCGGCGCCGGCGGCCGCCGUGCCCGAGUCCAAGCCCGAGACCCCCGCCACGCCCGAGUCGAAGUCCGAGGCGCCGCCCGCGGCGCCGGAGGCGAAAGGCGAGGAGGAAGAAGAGCCCGUCGCGCAGCCUGUGCCGCGCGGCUACGAGAACGUCGCGCGCGUGCUCGCGCACCUCGACGAGGCGCGCCUGUUGCCGCUGUUCGAGGCGCGGCAGAUCGACGAUGCAGUUCUGCCGACGCUCGAGCCCAGCACCCUCGUCGAGCUCGGCGUCCCGCCGAUGGUCUGCCUGGCGCUGUCGGGCGCGGCGGCGAGCGGCAAGGCGAAGAAAUUGGAGGCCGACGACCUCCUCGACGGCGUCGCGAAGCACCAGAGCGUCCUCGAGGAGGCCUUGCGAGAGCACCGCGCCGAGCUCGCGCGGUUGAAGAUUUCGAGCGCGAGCGAACUGCCCGAGGAUCUGUGCUGCCCGAUCACCACCGAGUUGAUGUCGGAGCCGGUCGUGUGCGUCGGAGACGGCAACACGUACGAGCGCGCGGCUAUAGAACAGUGGUUCGCGACUGGCGCACGGACGUCGCCUACCACCAACGCGCAGCUCGACUCGAUCACGCUCGUGCCGAAUCUCACGGUCAAGCGACUCAUCGCGGCGGAGCUCGAGCGGCGCGGGCGCACUGUAUAA